Messenger RNA from Aspergillus ochraceoroseus IBT 24754, 1485 nucleotides. RefSeq lists its product as uncharacterized. Gene Ontology annotation, molecular function: snoRNA binding. The record is from RefSeq and is a predicted model, not a curated record. Lineage: Eukaryota; Fungi; Ascomycota; Eurotiomycetes; Eurotiales; Aspergillaceae. Gene Ontology annotation, biological process: rRNA processing. The transcript is spliced from 2 exons. The coding region runs from base 110 to 1051 and encodes 313 amino acids.
AUUUCCUCCUUCCUUUUAUAUCUAUGCUGUCGCAAAUUAUCACUACAGCCAAGGGUACACAGAAUUCGACCCAUCCCCACCAGAGGCUUCAACUGCCGAAAAUUCCAAAAUGGUUACCGCCACUCGACGAAGAACGAUUGAACCGAUAGAAGAUGUUGAGACAAACGGUGUAAAUGAAAUCAAUGGAAAGCGCAAGUCGCAGCCUGCAAAUCCGACAAAUACUGAACCACAGAGCAAUAAACGGAGAAAGAAGAGCACGCCACCAGCCAUCGACCAAAAAGAGUUGACGGACGCAAAGGAUGAAGGAACAGUGCCACUGGCGAAGAAGAACCACUUUCGAUUCGAUAGCGAAGAACCUGUCUUGCCAGAUAUUGCGGAACCAGAGGAGGCGGACGAGCCAACGGCCGUACAAGAUGACGAGGAGAAUAGCAGUGACGACGAGGCUCCAGAGACAGUUGACAACUCUGCGCAACUUUCCAGAAUAAUGUCAGCGGCUAGAAAACAAGAAAGAGCAAGGCAAAUGGAAGAGCAAUUAAAGAAGGAAAAGAGACGACAGUUCGACGAAGCACGCAAAUUGCAGGCGAAAUCCUCAAACAAACGAAAACAAAUACCUGUGCCUCGACUGGGAGCCGGCUCCCCUACAGAUGAUUUGGUAUCUGAGAGUUCAGAGACACUCCAGGGCUCCUUCACGCAAGAUUCUCGACACCCGACUCUCCCCACACUCCUCCCUGAUGAGAUUCUGAAUGCCGUCCCCGCGAUACGGCCCCCAACGCCGCCGGCUGAAACCUUCAGUGUUUCUCAGAAGAAACCCACCAAAUUGAGAUUCCUUGACAGAAAGGAAAAGGCACCCAAGGAUAUCAAAAUGGGCGACGUUGCUAUUCGUGUGCUAGGCAGUGGCGCUCGAAAGCAGCCCAAUUCAGCCCUUCCCCCGAAGGCAUCAAAAUCCGGACGGAAUGCGAAAGAUAUGUGGCUAAAGCAAGCUCGCAGUACAGGCCAUGUCAACGGACUGAGGAUGACGAGUGGCGGCUCUAAGGGGUUUGUUCGGAAGUGAUUAUCGCUUCGCUCCGAAUCAUCGAGAUGCUGUACCCGCAUGACUAUUAAUCUAGAGAAAAGCCAUCGAGUCGAUUUUUCGCCUAGGGCAAAUGCGAUACUUAAAUGUGGAAGUAUUGUCAGCAACCAUGUGAUUUGGUCCCGGCUUUUUUUGUUGAACUUUUGAUCUCCUUGUUAAUUUUUUUUUUCCUGGUGUAAAUUUUAUUCCUACGGCGUUUAUCAAGGGCAUACUUCUGUACAUGUGGAUGACGAUUGAUUAUUGUCCUGCAGAAGGACCGAAAUUCUAGGAAGCACUAAAAGUCUGCUUUCUUUUUCCUUGCUCAGAUAUAUUGUGAUUAUUCUUAUUAAAUUGCCAUCAAGAAUACCUAGGUACCUACUACCUAGUAGUGUUAUACUGGUUCGCGGAUUUGGUAGAUUCAAUGGCAUUAAUCUGUG